This is a messenger RNA of Helobdella robusta, 1524 nucleotides long. RefSeq lists its product as hypothetical. Bases 1 to 1524 code for a protein of 507 amino acids. The transcript has 2 exons. The record is from RefSeq and is a predicted model, not a curated record. Gene Ontology annotation, molecular function: flavin adenine dinucleotide binding; oxidoreductase activity, acting on CH-OH group of donors. NCBI's taxonomy places the organism in Eukaryota, Metazoa, Annelida, Clitellata, Rhynchobdellida, Glossiphoniidae.
AUGAAUGCUCUGAUGUAUUGUUUAAAAGAUAAAAAGUACAGUUGGUGUUAUGAAACCACUCCUCAGCCAAGAGCAAACAACAGGGUGUUUUUCUGGCCACGAGGUAAAGUAAUGGGAGGAUCAUCUUCUUUGAACGCCAUGGUGUACGUACGGGGUCACCCAUACGAUUAUGAUCGUUGGGAACAAGAGGGAGCCAAGGGGUGGUCCUACGCCGACUGUUUGCCUUACUUCAAGAAAGCUCAAACUCAUCAAUUAGGAGGUGAUGAUUACCGUGGUGACAGUGGACCGCUCUACGUGUCCAGAGGAAAAUGGAACAAUCCAUUGUACCAUGCUUUUGUUGAUGCCGGCUUGCAAGCUGGGUAUCAACAUACAGAAGAUUGCAAUGGAUUUAAACAAGAAGGAUUUGGACAUUUUGACAUGACCAUAAAAAAUGGUGUAAGAUGCAAUGCUUCCAUGGCUUACAUUCAUCCAAUUUUAUCAAAGUAUAAAAAUUUGAAAAUUUCCACAAAUUCGAUGGCAACGAAAGUGAUCGUUGAAGGCUCCAAGGCUGUUGGUGUUGAAUACAAGCAAAACGAUGCGACGAAAUAUGCCAGGGCUCGCAAAGAAGUAAUUUUGUGCGGUGGUUCAAUCAAUUCACCACAACUUCUACUGCUAUCUGGAAUCGGUAAUGCCGAUGAAUUGAGAAAGUUAGGAAUUCCUUGUGCUGCAAAUUUACCUGGGGUUGGAGAAAAUUUACAAGAUCAUUUAGAAGUUUACAUUCAAUACAAAUGUUCGAAACCUGUGACUCUAUACAAAUAUCAGUGGAAAUUUCCUUGGAACAUGGUAACGACAGGUCUUCAGUGGUUUAUUACAAAAUCUGGUGCAGCUUCUACCACGCAUAUGGAGGCAGGUAGUUUUUUCCGAAGUAGUUCCAAGGUCGCACAUCCUGACAUUCAAAUCCACUUUUUGCCAUCUGUGGUGAUUGAUCACGGACAAAAAAUGGGUACAUGUCACGCCUUUCAAGGACAUAGCGGAACAAUGAGAGCCACCAGUAGAGGUAAUUUGAAACUUAAGUCAACAAAUCCAUUUGAUUCACCUCUGAUUAAUCCAAACUAUUUACAAACUGAACAAGAUAUUGUAGAUUUUAGAGCCUGCGUUCGUCUCACAACAGAAAUCUUUUCUCAAAAAGCAUUUGACGAAUUUAGAGAAGAGGUUUUAGAUAAAAAUUUAAGGCUAAAUUCAAAUGAUGAGAUUGACAGUUUUGUAAGGAGUACUUCUGAAACUGCGUAUCAUCCCUGCGGUACUGCCAAAAUGGGCUCUGAAAACGAUAAAAGUGCAGUUGUAGAUUCAAAAUGUCGUGUUUUAGGAAUAGACAAACUGAGAGUGGUCGAUGCUUCAAUCAUGCCAAGCAUUCUCAGUGGUAACUUGAACGCUCCGGUAAUAAUGAUGGCAGAGAAAGCAGCAGACAUGAUUUUGGGAGUACCUCCUCUGCCCAAGUUGCAUGUUCCUGUUUGGAAGCCAAGUGAUCCUACCAAGCAGAGAUAG